This is a messenger RNA of Eleginops maclovinus (Patagonian blennie), 3906 nucleotides long. RefSeq names its product cilia and flagella associated protein 70 (gene cfap70). The transcript is spliced from 26 exons. NCBI's taxonomy places the organism in Eukaryota, Metazoa, Chordata, Actinopteri, Perciformes, Eleginopidae. Bases 42 to 3287 code for a protein of 1081 amino acids. Gene Ontology annotation, molecular function: protein binding. Gene Ontology annotation, cellular component: motile cilium; extracellular exosome. Gene Ontology annotation, biological process: cilium assembly; cilium movement. The record is from RefSeq and is a predicted model, not a curated record.
CCAAGGAUCAGUACAGGAGCUAACCUUUUUAUCUCUACACAAUGGAGACGACAGGAAAUUCUGCAGAAACAAACUAUACAACUAUACAAAUAACUGUCAUCCGUGGAAAUAACCUGCAAGGAAAAAAGACAGACAGCUUCCAGAGUUUUCUGCAGGUUCAGGUGGAUGGAAAUGUGCUGGGAGAGUCAGAGAAGAAGCAGGUCGACCCUGUGGAGCAGCAUGUUGAUUAUGACUUUACCUGCAGCUUUCACUGUUCCAAUAAUACUCAGGCUCUCAGUGACAUCGCCCAUAAACCCAUCAUAUUGACAGUGAGAGAGGUCCUGUCUGAGGAGAAGAAAGCUGAGGCGAAGACAGCCAUGCUGGGCCAAGCUGUGGUCGACCUGCUGCCGCUGCUACAAGGUCAGUGCAGCUUUUCGUCCACAGUUCCAUUGAAUCCGGUGUACAGCCCUUCACCCAAAGAUUCUUCCCAGGACAUUGGCUCAAAGCAUCCAAACUUGGAUGUGUGUGUCAGUGUGACAGAUCCAUUGCUGUCAGAGGCUGAACUCUCAGCCUCCAAUCUGCUGAGGGUAACCAUGGAGACAGCCUACUCUAUUCCUGAGCCAUGGAUGCUGCAGACGGGCCCUGCCCCCCCUCCCUGCACAUACACUGCUGCCAUGGAGGUGCCGCUGACUGCACAGAAAAAUCAGGUGCUGGUGUUCUGUGAGGGGCAGCUGAAGGCAGGGGGAAAGAGGGAGGAAAAGGGCAGACAGAAGAAGAGGCCCCAUCGAGCCCUGCUUGUCCCAGGGAAUCACUUCCUGCCUGCUGCCUUUUCCCAGGAAGAGCACUUCGAACUGGAGGACGGCCAGCUGACUGGUUUAGAGGACAGGGAGUUUCGCAAUGAGGCAGAGACCACCAAGGAUAGGGUGAGCUGGGACACUGAGAUGCCCUGUUUCCUGGAUGCAGGAGGAACUACCAGACUGCGGCAGAAGAUCACUGAGAGCAGACUGUGGCCGGUGGAGAUUUCGAGGUCUUUGGCUCCGAUGACAAAGGCAGCAGAAAACAAGAUGCUGGCAGAGGAGGCCCCAGAGAUCCCCUUCCAUGGUGUUGUGUUUGUGGACUUGGGGCGGUUGCUCUAUCCUGGAGUCAGCCACAUCCGUGGAGCAUACAGCAUACUUCCCUUCUCCGAGGCUGAGUUGCUGAAAAAGGCCAAGCGGAGUGUCAGUGUGUUGAAGGAGCAGGCCAAGGCUGCAGCCAAUCAGCGCCAAGCUCGUGCUGCCUCCGCUGCAGGCUCGCAUAAGGCGAAAGCAGGCAAGAACUCUGAUGGGAAGGCCACAAAGGAUUCCAAGGAGCAAGCCAAGAAGCAACCUGGUAAUCAGAGCAGGACUUGUGCAGCCGACGGUGUGGCGGACACUGUGGCUGAAACUGAACCGAACGUCAAUAUGGAGGGAAAUAUGUAUGUGGAGGCCAGAACCUAUAUUAUCAUUGAUAUAGCCUUGGAGAAACCGCUGGUACCCAAAACAUCUUCGGAGGAGCUCUCUAGGAGGGUGAAAGCAUUGAUCCCACCCAGAUCUCCACUCCCAGCGGGUCCUAGCAGAGCAGAGAGAGCAGUGCUGGACUUUCACAGGCAGGUAGGCAGUGUGGUGACCCAUGUUUCUGACCAACACGAGGAAUUGUUUGGAUCGAGAUGCAAGGCACCUGAAGACUGCAGCCGGGAGCAGAUGAUGGUUCAGCUGAUGGGGUCGCUUAAUGUCUCUGGGAGAUACUUUGCUUUUAAGGAACAGUUGAAGCAUGCAGUGGUGAGGAUCGUACGAGACAAAAUGCAGCGGACAGAGCCCUUCACUGACCCUCAGGAGCUGAAAGCUUUUGUCAGCAAGCUCUACGUGUACCUGGUGGACGAGAUGCACACAGCUCUCAACAAGAUGUAUUCAGAUGACAUCCAUGAUGACUCCCCAGAUGAGAUCCAGUUGAGUUCCUCUCAGCUCAGACACUUUGCCAGAGAGGCUCAGCUCACUGGGGAUUAUCAGCAGGCCGCUCAGUACUACCAAGAGCUGGUGGUGAGGCAUCCCAGCGAGCCCUCUCACAAAUUUGAGUGGGGAAGCCUCUACAUGAGGACCGGAGACUACAUGAAGGCUAAAGAGUGCUACCAUGAUGUUGUUUCCAUCCAGCAGGCACACCAACCAAGCCUGAUGAUGUGUGGGGUCUUGGCAGCGAUGAUUGAGCAUCACAACGAGGCUCAGAUCUUCCUGGAGAGAGCUACCAGCUUAGACCCACACAGUGUGGUGGCAUGGACGCUGCUGGGUUUGCUUCAUGAGAGCCAGAACGAAUCCAUCCUGGCUGAGAGGGCUUUUCUGGAGGCCAGAAGGCAGCUGAGGGCAAAAGAGGCAAAGGAGCAAACACAGAGUGAGGAGGAGGAACAAGACAAGGAGGAGAAAGACGAGAAGGAGAACGACCAGCGAGAGGAGGAGGACGUGGCUACACCUGCAUAUCUCGCUCCUGCUGUUAAGAAAGACCCCGAGGGUGGAGGCCAGGACUCGGAGGUGCAGGGAGAGCCUCCAGUACAGACUGUCAGCUCCAGAUCAGAGGCAGCUAAACUCUCCUCCUCCUCUAUUUACACAGAGACAGUUCAGUUCCUGCUGCAGAACUCUGCCCUGCAGAUGGCGGAGCAGGCUCUGUCCCUGAAGCUGCUGUGUUCACACGGGGGGCGCAGCGGCUCCUAUCUUCUUCAUCUGGCCCGGUUGCAGAUGCUUAGAGGCGACUACUGCAGUGCUGCAGCCAGCCUCCAAGAGGUGCUGGUUCACAGAGAACAGGAUGUGGAUGCGUGGGCACUGAAUGGUCACUGUCUCCAUUUCCGGGGAGAGGUCAGUAAUGCCCAGGAGAGCUACGAGCGGAGCCUGAGCUUCCUGCAGCAGCCAUCAGACCCACACCUUGUCCUCAUCCGUCUGGGCUCCAUCUACCUCCAACAGAGAAAGUUUGAUCAAGCCAAAGUCGUCUUCCUUCAAGCCUGUGAGCAGUCCCCUUCCUGCCUGACCUGGCUGAACCUGGGCAUCGCCUGUUACCGGCUGGAGGAGCUGUGUGUAGCUGAGGAAGCUUUGACCGAAGCCAACCAUUUGAACACUCAGAACGCAGAAGUGUGGGCUUACCUGUCUCUGCUCUGCAUCAAGUCUGGCCGACAAGAGGAAGCAGAGCAGUUUUAUAAGUAUGCAUCACAGUUCCAGCUGCAGAGGGAGUCACUCCUCAGAGAGUACAGUCAGCUGAAGGAUCAGCUCCGCUUCUCUCAUCUGCAGUCAUGCUUCGGAACAAGCUCAUAAAUCACAUGACAAAGUACAUUUUAGAAAACUUUUUUAUUCUAUUUUAAGUAUUUUACACAUCCUGUGAAGAUGAAACACAGCUAGCUCAGAUGCACAUGAUGGUCAGAGAUCUUACAGACGGUGCAGAUUAGUAACUGUACGGACCGUGAUAAAGUUCAAUAUCCACAUUUUAAAUAAACUCAAAGCGACACAAAAGUCUGAAAGGUAUAUAAAGCAACUUCAAUGUGGUCAAUAUAUUCUUUAAAAAAAAAUACAUAUCAAAAAAAAAAAAGAACAAGGGCAUCUGGUGACAUCUAUCAAGACAUUACUUUUAAUCAUUAUCUCACUUUUCAUUGCAUUUCUACAAUCUGAACAGCAAAAAAGCUGAUAAGAUGCUGUUUUUGUAGUUGUUCUCUAAUGUCUUACCAGAUUUUGGCACAAUCCAUCCUACACUGGAAGGAGAUGUAAAGAGGAAUAUAUAUGUUGGCUACAAUUUCUGUAGAAUUGACUAAAAAUGCAUGUGCUGAAAAUAUGCAUUUUAAGCCGGAAACUAUCGGUUAUUUAAACUUUGGAAAUGUAAUGUUGUGUUUGAUUGUAACUGCAUUUCAGAUGCAAUUAAAACAAACUGUAUUUUAUGGAA